Pistacia vera is the source of this 1198-nucleotide messenger RNA. Its product is annotated as ethylene-responsive transcription factor ERF017-like. The coding region runs from base 60 to 737 and encodes 225 amino acids. The record is from RefSeq and is a predicted model, not a curated record. The transcript has a single exon. Gene Ontology annotation, molecular function: DNA binding; DNA-binding transcription factor activity. NCBI's taxonomy places the organism in Eukaryota, Viridiplantae, Streptophyta, Magnoliopsida, Sapindales, Anacardiaceae. Gene Ontology annotation, biological process: regulation of DNA-templated transcription.
UCCAAUUCAAACAUUUUCAUGCUGUUUCCUUAACCUUAACCAAAACUAAACAGACUUCUAUGGUGAAGACCGCUACUAACUCCAUAACUGAACCUUCAUCAUCAAGUAAUCAUCAUGAACCAAAGUAUAAGGGUGUUCGUAAGCGAAAAUGGGGGAAAUGGGUGUCCGAGAUUCGGCUUCCGAACAGCAGAGAACGUAUUUGGUUAGGUUCGUACGAGUCGCCAGAGAAGGCGGCGCGUGCAUUUGACGCAGCUUUGUUCUGUUUACGAGGUCCCAGUGCUAAACUCAACUUCCCCAAUAACCCACCGGAGAUUAACAUAACUGGACCCGGAGGACGAGCGCUUCAACCACAAGAGAUUCAAGUGAUUGCUGCAAGAUACGCCAACGAAGAGCAAGAGCCGCAGAGAAAUUCAUUGGAUUAUAAUAAUGUGUCAUCAUCGGCUGCGACUUCGCAUUACACGUCGUCAUCAUCAUAUGGGGUGGCGAUGCCGGUGGACGUGGACAGUAGUAAUCAUACUACAAUGGAUUGGUCGUUUUUGAGUAUGUUAGAUAGCAAUGAGCGAGCAGUUGCAUCUGAUUUUGGUCUUUAUUCUGGGCUUGACAUAAGCAUGAAUAUGAACAUGAAUGGAGAUGAACAAUAUCCUCCACCUCCGGAAACACCAACAGCGAUGAUCAAUGAGAACGAGGAAGAUCAUGAGAACGUGUAUUCUCAGUCUUCAUUUCUGUGGAACUUCUAAGUUAUGGAGAUUACUAUUAUUUAUUUAUUAUUAUUAUAAUUUGUAUAGUUAAGUUUAACAGGUCAUCAGGAGAGUUCGGCUAAUUUUUGCUGCUGAUAUCACUGAUUUUUCAUCUCAAUUGUAAGAUAUUGGGUGGAAAUUAUAGGGGCGUCUCAGUUAUAAGAUAUUGGAUGGAAAUUUUAGGGGGAAAAUAUGGCCCAGUUUUUUUGUACUUUGUUGUAUUAAAUCUGGGAAAGAUGUAGAAUUAAUAAAUGGCUUGUUAUUAAUUUAAUAUAAAAAAUUUGGAAUAUGAAGUCCAUGUCAUCUGCCAUGUGUGCAAAAAGGUCUGUGGUGUCCUUUUAUAGGAAGAGCAUUCAAGAACGAAAUUUCAAUGUCUACUAUAAUACGUACGAUACGAAAUCAUCUCACUCUUGUACUUUUGGAGCUAAGAACUGACUGUCUCACCCAAAAUUAUAUUAUUU